UAUUUAAUAGUUUGCCAUGUUAAUUUGGAAGCCACUUCUGUAACUUCUGUUCUAAUGUUGAUAGACCGUCAAAUCAACUGAAAUUUCCUUAUUUCAUUAAUUUGUUUUUUCUAUUUUCUUUCGGAAUAAUGCUGCAAAUUUAGUAAAAUUUGAAGAAAAUUCAUGCAUUGCUGCAGUUCAUGAAAGUGGCCAAUGGAACGUCGGAAUUUUUCGUGCAAUAAUUUUCAAUGCUGUGCUCGCACAGAUUGUUGGUUACGAAUACGUGGCCCUGAACUGCCCUGCACAUCAAGGUCGCUAUUCAUUGUUGGACAACCGGUGCCACAGUUGGAAGGGCCAACGACGUCUUCAAAUUUAGCAUUCCGAUAUACAAGACCAACAGAAAUUAUUCAGGAAGAUAUAAACUUGAAACAAUUACUUCUUUCGGAUACCACAAUACAAUGCUCUCCUCUUCAUCUGCGCCAGUUACUACGUCUAUAUAAAGUUGAUGUUCUCUCUCCAGCGCAUGUUCUAUUUUUGCUUGUUUACCUUAUUGCAUUGGAGUGCGGUUUUGUGCCGAAACAGCUAUUUAAGAAAUAUUGCCGUGUGCUUUCGCCAAUUCCACCUUUCCUUACCUAUCACUCAAAAAAUGUAUUGUUUCUAAGUAGAGAAAAACCGAUGUAUCAGUUCAAGAGCCCUCACGAGACAUAUUUUUCUAUUGAGCUUCGUGUGCAAAAUCGAAAUGUAAAGCAUAGCUCUCUUAACUCAAUACUUACGGCUCUCGUAAGUGGAGAUUAUCUACUUGUGACUCUAACUCCGACUACAACUACUUUGAGGGGCUCUAGUUCUUGUUUGUCAAUUAACCGUUAUAUUAUAUCACAUUUAACAUCGCGAGAACCGAUAUCGCGAUAUUUUCGAAAUCUAGAUCAGUUAACAGUACAAUUGCGGGACGAAGUUUUUAUACCAGUUCGCAAUGAGCAAUUAGCAUACUUGGGGACAAGUCCUUAUCCUUCAAUUAAUGGUCUGCCACUGGAGAUUCGUGAGGUCCUCUACGGUUAUCUAAAUGAAACCGAUUUGAAAAAUUUGUCUCAAAUGUCGAAACUAUUUUAUACAGAAAUUGAAAAGAGGAACAUGGAGAGCUACAAAGAGGGCAACCACAAUGGACCUAACGAACAGACCGAUUUAGAAGAAAGCGUUUAUGAAAAAGAUAACAGUAAAGACAUACUUGUUUGAUGAAGAUUUUGUGAAAAGAGCGUUGAAUCAAAAUAAUUAGCUAUUUUAGUAAACUUUCAAUUUAGAAUAUAUAUAAAUAUUUUGAUAUAGUAUUUAAAUUACUGUAAAAUAAAUUAAUAUUGUGGAUUACAAUAUUGUGCUGCAGAUUCAAUAUUGUUU
Bactrocera dorsalis (oriental fruit fly) is the source of this 1368-nucleotide messenger RNA. RefSeq names its product protein nutcracker. Bases 193 to 1209 code for a protein of 338 amino acids. The transcript is spliced from 2 exons. Gene Ontology annotation, molecular function: protein binding. The record is from RefSeq and is a predicted model, not a curated record. Lineage: Eukaryota; Metazoa; Arthropoda; Insecta; Diptera; Tephritidae.